UGUUGUUUGUUUCCAAUUGAUUUGGCAAAACACCAAGUAAGUGAUCUUUGACGGAAACGAAAUAAUCCGCUAAACAUAAGUGCGAGUUUUAUGUGCCUCAGCUGUACCCAGCAUCCAUGCCCAACUCGUUAAUAUUCGAUUGGCAAUAAACGUGAAGGCAUAAAUCAAAAUGUUUAACGCCGUGUUUUACAUGCACAACAGCGCAAAUAGUGAAAUUAACUCCAGUUCCCCAAAGAAUUUGGCAUAGGCAGUGAGAGUGUGUCGAGCGGAGUGUUACAACAAUCAAAACAUUUGUGUGUUGGCCUACCCCAUGGUGUCGCCGCCCACCACAUCAGGCAAUAUUUUGUGUGUGUGUGCGAGUGAGUGUGUGAAAUGAUUUCGGUGAAGCCUUUGUUGUUGUGAAUCGGAUAUUUGCAAUCAAUGCAAAACGAGAACAACAAAAUAAAAAAACACAAACAACAACAACAAAAAAACAAUAACGAUGCGGAAUAAUGAAAUGAUAAACAUUUAGUGGUGAUUGCUUGGUGCAUACGAUACACAUUCCUAUGUAUUGCCGCCUCAGGCCAUCGUUUUGAACUGAAUAAGCCUUGUGAGAGACAGUUUAAAACACAAUAAUGCCAUCAAAUGGAACAACCCAACAAAUAAUAAAAAGCAAUAUUUUACAAAUAUCACAAAAAGUUUUCACAGCCACACCAGCGACAGUGGUAUAACCCAAAGCCAAGCCGAACAGUCAGCCAGCUAUCAGGACCUUUAUUCGAAAUUAAACGAAAACAUAAAACACAAAUAUUGUGCAGCAACAUUUGUAGCAAAUCCUUUUUUAGUUGUUUAGUAGCAGCACACCAACACACCAAACCAGUAACAAAAUCAAAAGCAAUAACAAACAAAUCACAACCAAAUAAUCAACCCAAACACCAAAAAAGAACAACAGCCUCACAAUGUCGUUGACCAUUAAAGUGAUACAGUUUCAAGUGCCGAAAGCGAAAUCGAAUUUGAUAGCCAAAGUGGAAUUUCGAGGUGUCUCCCAUAUCACAUCGGAAUUAAGUUCAUCUUCAAACCAAAUUGAUGUCAACCAGUCGUUUAUAUGGCCUUUGGCCAGACCAGCCACCGAUGAAGAACCUCUGAUUGUCGAGUUACGAGCGCAGACGACAAAAACUCUCAUCAGAACGAGUUUAAGUCAUGCCUCGGGUGGAUGGAUGGGUGGUAGUCCUGCCACCGGCACCAUAUCCAGUAGCAGUAAAUGUGUUGGUCAAUAUCUGAUGCUGAUGCAAGGUCUUAUACAAACGGGAUUUGUGCAUGUUGAGGAUUAUAUGGUGGACAUAGCAACAAGUCGAUCACUACCGGUCCUUGUUAUAUUCGAAGCUAAAUAUGUAUCUCCCGAUGAUGCUGCGGGUAACUUUGAGCCAACCAAUUUGGUACGCUCCAUACAGCAGCAGCACAACAUAAGUUGCAGCACACAAAGUUUGGACGAUGAUCAACAGAUGCUACUUGACAUCGAACAGAACAUAGCGAACCUGGAGCGCACUCUUAAUAAAGAUUCGAGCGGCACUAUAGCCUCCGGAAGUGGUGCCGCCUCUAGCGGCAGUGAAUCAUCGAAACGAAGGCUUUUAAAACGGGUCAUCUCGAGCAGCCAGUCCCAUGCACAAUCCUCUUCAACAUCGGCCACCACCUCAACGGCUGUCAUGGGGGGUGGUGGUGGUGGUGGUGGCACAUCAUCAACACAACCCAUUCCCAUAACGGGUCGCCAACGUAGUGACAUUGCAUCCCGUAGCAGCUCUAUUGGAGGGGCGACCAGUGAUGCUGGUACCCCAGGCGGUAGUCCAGUCGUCAAAGAGAAACGCAUAACAAUGAGAGCAGUGCGUAGCCUCAUGCGUUUGGGCAGAAGUCGCAAUAAUUCACAGACACGUGAUAGCAGUACUGAGGAUGAGGGCAGAUCGCCUUUAAUAUUUGACAGUGAAAUGGCUGCUGCCAAUGCUGCUGCCGGUGGCAUCACGAAUGUGGCCUCGUCCGCUGGAAAUGAUGGCAUCGAUGGCUUGAGACGCGGCAAUGUCAUGAUGCACACAACGACAACAGGAGCCACAUUAACAACGCCUGGAGCCGAAAGUGCAAUUUCGAAUCAAUCAAGCGAUGUGGAAGAGAUGCAGCAAGUUGACCAGGGUAAAAUGAUGAAACAAAUGACCCGCACCGAAGAUCAUCUUAAAUCGCAAGACUUUCAAGUUUGCAUAACCAUCAUUGAAGCGCGACAACUGCCAGGUCUUAACAUGGAUCCGGUGGUGUGUAUACAAGUGGGAGAUCAAAAAAAGUAUACCAGUGUUAAAGAGAGCACUAACUGUCCCUAUUACAACGAAUAUUUUGUUUUCGAUUUUCAUAUGCCUCCUGUUAUGUUAUUUGAUAAAAUCAUUACUUUAUCGGUUUUGCAAUCCCGAAAAUUUUUAAGAGCCGGAACUCUAGUUGGUUCUUUCAAAAUUGAUCUAUCUACUGUGUAUGAUGCUGCGGAUCAUCAAUUUUAUCAUAAAUGGGCCUUACUCACCGAUCCAGAUGAUUUUUAUAGCGGCCCCAAAGGGUAUCUCAAAUGUGAUAUUGGCAUUAUAGGAAAAGGUGAUACCGUUAAGGUACCUCAAAAGUCAGAAAAGGAUCCAGAUGAUAUUGAAGCCAACCUCUUACUACCCGAUGGUGUUCCUAUUGAAAGACAACGAGCUAAAUUUAUUGUGAAAAUCUAUCGUGCUGAUGGUUUGCCACGCAUGAACUCCUCCAUAAUGGCCAAUGUGAAAAAGGCUUUAACAGGAGAAUCCAAAGAUUUGGUUAGUCCCUAUGUACAGGUCUCAUUUGCUGGCCUAUCGGGCAAAACCACAGUGAAGAAAAAUGCCUAUGCUCCUGUGUGGAAUGAACAGUUGGUGUUUACGGAAAUGUUUCCUCCUCUGUGUCAAAGAAUAAAGAUACAAUUGAGAGAUGCUGAUCCCAUGAAACCUGCAAUUAUUGGCACCCAUUACAUAGAUCUCAAACAAAUUUCGAAUGAUGGUGAAAAAGGUUUCCUACCCACCUUUGGUCCCUCCUUUAUACAUUUGUAUGGCUCUACUCGGGAUUACACUCUACUAGAUCAACAUUCCAAUUUGAAUACAGGCUUGGGUGAAGGUGUCAGUUAUAGGGCCCGCCUCCUGAUAGCCAUUCGCACUGAGAUAACCGAAAACAUCGAAUUGACCACCGAGAAAAAUGUUGAACUUGAACCCACCCAAUUGAUAUCAGAGUCCUCUUACUCACGCAAUGAAGAGUUCUUUUUGUUUGGUUCCAUUAUAGAAGCCUCCAUGAUUGAUAAGAAAAUAAGCGAUCGCACUGUAUUCUUUGAGUUGAGCAUGGGCAACGCAGGCAAUUCCAUAGAUGGUCAUAAUGAAAGUUUCACCACAUUGGCCGAGGAUAGUGAGGAUGGUUGCCUAUUGGAAGCCGUCGAUACCACAUCAUUUAGCAGUACCACAAAUUCUUGUAAACCUAUUUCACAUGACAAGAAUCAUUAUUAUCUGCCCUAUUGGGAUUAUAAGCCAUGCAUGGAUGUUAGAUGUACUUUGCCUGAUUUGAGAAGAAGAAUGUAUAACAGCAAUAUGUUGACAAAAAUGGCGGAGAAAUUUGAGGAUGGUUUACAUGAAACCGGUCACAUGAUAGAAAACGAAGAUCCUAAAGCUGAAGUACGAUUGCGUUCAACUUUGGAGGAAUUGGCAUCAGCCUGUGUGCGUUAUCAAACAAUAACCAAGGCCAAUGGAGUGGGACCAGGCAGUGGAAAAACGAAGUUGGACAAAGAACGCAUGAAAUUGUGUACAAGGGAAAUUGAAAGUUUGGGAAACUUGGCCCGCAAUCUGAGAGCUUUGGUAACUAAGAACUCCUUAAAGGAACGCUAUAAGCAGGCUCAAACUUAUAUGCCCAAGUUAAAGUUUUUAAUUGAUGAUCCUCAACAUUCUUUACCCGAUAUAUUCCUAUGGCUUGUGGCCAAUGGCAAACGCUAUUGUUAUCAUCGCAUGUCGGCUCGUGAUUUGAUUUAUUCCCCCAUCGAAGAAGAGGCCGGAGUACAUUGUGGAAAAAUUCAGACUCUUUUUCUGCGCUUACCGGGAAGACAAGCUUCCGGUUCGGCCAGUUGGUUUAUACAAGCUAAGCUCUCCAUAUACAUGUGGUUGGGUACAGUGGGCCACAAGCAACAUUUCUUUGAAGGCCUACCCAUAGGCUAUGAUCUGUCGCAUGAGCUAAGAAAUGCCGAAAGACCAGGGGCCAUGGCUCCCAAUAAUAUACAUUAUCUUGAGAAAUCUACAUUCCAGCUAAGAGCUCAUAUAUAUCAGGCCCGUUCUUUAAUUGGCUCUGAUGCUUCGGGCCUAAGUGAUCCCUAUGCCACCGUUUAUAUCACCGAAUACGCCAAGACCACUCAAGUCAUCGAAGAAACUCUUAGUCCCACCUGGGAUGAACUUUUGGUUUUCGAUGAGAUCCUAGUUUAUGGCACCAAAGAUGAAAUAAAGAAAAAUCCUCCCACCAUUAUUAUAGAGAUCUAUGAUCAGGACAAAGUGGGUAAAUCUGAAUUUAUAGGCAGAGCUAUGGCCAAACCUCGUGUUAAGCUUAGAGAGAAUGCCUAUGUGACUCCCACCUUGGAAUGGUUUGAUAUUGCAAGGGGACCAGAUAAUGCUGGUGAAUUAUUGGCCGCAUUCGAAAUGCUAGAACUGGGUUCUCCAGAUAUGCCUCGUCUAACGGAACCCAAAAAUCCCAUUACGAACGAAACAAACAAUGAACGCAACAAUUUACCGCCUCAAGAUACCAUAUUUCCGGUGCCCAAAGAAGUUCGUCCUCAUUUGUCCAGAUUUCGUUUGGAAGUUCUCUUUUGGGGCUUACGUGAUCUGAAGAGAGUUCAUUUCAUGUCGGUGGAUAAACCUCGCAUAGAUGUGGAGUGUUCGGGAAAAAUUUUAAGUUCAAAUAUCAUACAGAAUGCUAAGAAGAAUCCCAAUUUUCCUAAUAUGCUAAAGUCCAUAGAAUUGGAAUUGCCCUUGGAAGAAAUGUAUGCUCCGCCCAUUACCAUACGUUGUGUGGAUUGUCGUUCUUUUGGGCGCUAUACUUUGGUGGGCACACAUCAGAUAACAUCGAUACAUCGUUAUUUGUAUAAGCCCCCACCCAAGGAGGACAUAACGAAGUACAGAACCAUGGGAGGUCAAAUAAUUUUGUCGGCGCCCUUUACCGAGGAGAGUUAUCAUAAUUUGGUGGAUGGUUUUGGUAUGCAACCAAUGAUGGAUUCUUUGCAGCAGGCCAAUAUGAAGGAUUUCUAUGGCAAUCGACGUUCGUCGUGUGAUCAAUUCACCAUGUAUGGAGCAGCUUGUGUUACAAAAAUGGUCAAAAAACAAACAUCGAAAAAGAAAUCAUCACCGCGCAGCAUGAACAAAGAAAAUUCCAUUGUUGGCGAACAACUAGAUCCCGAUGAUGAAUGUAGUCGCGAUUGGUGGACAAAAUAUUUUUGGUCCUAUGAGCGAUUAAUCGAUAGUACGAAAGCCGAGAAAGCCCUUAUAGCCACUGAUAAAUAUCUAACGCCCAAUACGCAACUACAACCACCAAAUGCAAAAAACUUUGGCUCAAAAUUUGUUCAGAAAUUAAGUCCCAAAGCUAUGACCUCGCUGGGACGUAGCAGCAACAAAAAUGAUGAAAAUAUAUCAUCGUCGAAUUCAUCAAAACCCUCGAAAUCGUUCAGUAACAAUUCCACAGCUUUGUGUCAGAUCUAUCCUGGCGAACUGGAGGCCCAAUCAGAGUUCAACAAUUUUCGCGAUUGGCUGCACUCGUUUGCCCUGUAUCGGGGCAAAAAAACGGGCGACUCCACAGAGGAUGAUAAUCGCACAGUGGGCUUCUUUAAGGGAGCCAUCAAAGUUUAUCGCCUGCCACCGCCCAAGGGUAUAGAUUACCCCAUAGCGAAUUUGCCCGCAAACGAACCCAUACAUGUGCUGGUUCGUGUCUAUAUCAUAAAGGCAACCGAUUUGCAUCCCAUGGAUUUGAAUGGCAAAGCAGACCCUUAUGUGGUUUUGCAUUUGGGCAGUAAACGCAUAUCGGACAAAGAUAACUAUGUCAGCAAGCAAUUGAAUCCGGUAUUUGGCAAGUGUUUUGAAGUAGAGGCCACUUUCCCCCAAGACUCAAUGCUGACAGUGCAGAUAUUCGAUUGGGAUUUGGUGGGCUCAGAUGAUUUGAUAGGCGAGACACGCAUUGAUUUGGAAAAUCGUUUCUACAGCAAACAUAGGGCCACCUGUGGUCUGGCACUGCGCUAUGAAGAUUGUGGUUAUAAUCAAUGGCGUGAUCCCAUGAAACCUACACAAAUUCUAUCGAAAUUGUGUAAAGAAAAUAAGUUGGAUACCCCACAUUAUUUUCAAGAUCGCGUGGCUAUAGGCAAGUACUGUAUGACCUUCUCCGAUGAGGAGGUUAUAGCCUGGAAUGGUCCCAGUACUUGCCGUAACCGCGAUGAGCAUUUGGCUUUAGCUGUCCUACAUCGCUGGAGUGAAAUACCAAAUGUCGGUUGUAAGAUUGUUCCUGAACAUAUUGAAAGUCGUCCCAUCUAUAAUCCUGAUAAGCCCGGCAUAGAACAGGGCAAACUGGAAAUGUGGGUUGAUAUGUUUCCCAUGGAUAUGCCGCUGCCGGGACCAGCCGUUGAUAUAUCACCAAGAAAACCCAAGGCCUAUGAAUUGCGUGUGGUCAUAUGGAAUACUGAUGAUGUGGUACUAGAGGAUGAUGCCUUCUUUACGGGUGAAAAAAUGUCCGAUAUCUAUGUCAAGGGUUGGCUUAAGGGUCCCCAAGAUUGUCAAUCGACAGAUAUUCAUUAUCGUUCUUUGACCGGUGAGGGUAAUUUUAAUUGGCGUUUCAUCUACCCCUUUGAAUACUUGGCUGCGGAAGAACGCAUUGUUUUGUCUCGACGAGAGUCCCUAUUUAGUUGGGAUGAAACUGAGGUUAAGAUACCAGCUCGUUUGGAACUACAAGUAUGGGAUGCUGAUCAUUUCUCUGCCGAUGACUUCUUGGGGGCCAUAUCAAUGGAUUUAAACCGCUUUCCCCGAGGUGCUAAAUCUUCUAAAUUAUGUACUCUGGAUAUGUUGAAAACCGACAACAUGCCAACUGUAAAUAUUUUCAAACAAAAACGUGUACGUGGAUGGUGGCCAUUUUACAUUAAGAAACAAAAUGAAGAGAUGGAAUUAACUGGAAAGGUGGAAGCUGAAUUUCAUUUAUUAACUAAGGAAGAAGCAGAACAAAAUCCUGCUGGUUUUGGUCGCAGUGAACCGGAUGCUCUUGAAAAGCCAAAUCGUCCAGAUGCUUCGUUCAUGUGGUUUGUAAAUCCAUUGAAAUCAAUUCGCUACAUUGUCUGGCACAACUACAAAUGGGCCAUAUUGAAGGGUUUGCUGCUAUGUGGCAUUGUAUUGUUCUUCAUUUUGUUUGUAUACUCUGUACCCGGUUAUUCGGUCAAACGCAUAUUGGGUGCCUAAAAAGAUCUUAUGCCUGAGCAUAAACCAAACUACAGAGUUAGGAAACAAAAAUGGGGCGCAUUUUUCUUCAAAAUCUACUACAAAAUUUAUUAAACCAAAAAAAAAAAUUGAUUGAACAAGAAAAGAAACAAGAGGGUUGUACCUGAUUUUGUUAAGAGUGUUUGUGUUUGUAGGCCUAAGUUUAGUUAAGGAAUUUAAUACUUUACAGCCUAGAUUAAGGUUAAGAAUCUAUUUAUGUAUUAUAGAAUAUACAAAUGUAACACUUGUCGUUAUGAACAACAAUGAGAUUGUAAGGGUUUCAGGGUACCUUAACUAAACAAAAAGUGAUCUUUGGAUGAUUGAAACAAAUAGUGCAAAUAGUAUAUUGAUGAGUUUUAGAUUAUAUGCAUGAGAGUGUGCGUGACAGAAAAUAACAAAAAAGGAGACUAGUGUGUAGUCUUUCAGCAAGAUACAUAUUGCUCAAAUUAUAGAUAUUUUUAGAUUACACAUUUAUCAAAAACUUAUUACACUUAUUAAGGUAGCAAUGUAAGCGGUUGAAUUGAACACAAACUCUUUUUAACACAGUGUUGCCAACUGUUGAGGACAAAGAUUGUUUUCACACUUUAUAUAUGUUCAUUCCCUAUGUUUUUUUUUCGUUACCGAUAUAAACACCAGCUACAACAAGUAGCAAACCACAUUAUGUUUUCUGAUGCUACGGCACAGAACAUUAAUCGCUCAAUAUUUGGUUAAUAUUUGAUUGAUCAAUUGGCGUACUCACAGGAUAUCGACAAUUAUUAUUCGUCGUAAGGACGCUGAAAUUCUGAACUUAUUGGAAGUUCACAAUAAACCUAAAAUUGAAUUUUAUUUAAC
Messenger RNA from Stomoxys calcitrans (stable fly), 8315 nucleotides. Its product is annotated as otoferlin. The coding region runs from base 936 to 7466 and encodes 2176 amino acids. Lineage: Eukaryota; Metazoa; Arthropoda; Insecta; Diptera; Muscidae. Gene Ontology annotation, cellular component: membrane. The transcript is spliced from 26 exons. Gene Ontology annotation, biological process: plasma membrane organization. The record is from RefSeq and is a predicted model, not a curated record.